ACGAUCGCAAAACAACGCACGUCCGUACGUACGUUCACAAUUUGUAUACAGAUAGAUUGGAACAAGAUUGGAAAUUUAGAGUAAAAUCAGAAACAAGACAUCGGGAGUUUAUCAAUUUCUGGAUGGUACAUUGGAUUUUUUUGCAUGAGCUAUCAAACACCUGAUGUACGGUAGUCAAGGAUGGGAAAGUCUCAAAGUAGGCCAGGAUCAAAUUGGUCUUGGAGUUACAAAAGGAGAGAAAAUCCAGAAGGGGAUUCGUACAUCUUGAGAGGGUGUAUCAAUGCGCGCUAUCGAGAUUCAGAGGAACAUCUUUGGACCGCUGACGGGGCACCUGAUCAAAUACCAGGAUGUAAAAACCAUCACCAUGGCCAACAUUAUGGGUGCGACGGCAGACAAUCAGAGAGACCAAUGGCUUUGCACCGAGACUUGUGUUCACUAAAAGUGGAUCUACCUCCAGAGGUGACUGGAUCAAGAUGCAGUCUGAAGGUACAGACCAGACAGGAGGACUCUCCUAGCAAGAAACUACCGCCUUCUUCCCCUACAUCACCAACCAUUGGGGCAGUGGAUUGUGAUGUAUCGCUAGAUGCAGAGAAAGAGACGCAGGAAUGGGCCUUCACUCUCUAUGACUUUGAUGGGCACAGGAGAAUCACAAGAGAGGACCUGUCCAGCAUCCUGAAAUCGAUCUCUGAGGCCCUCGCAUGCUCCGUCAUCCUGCCCCCGAGCGGUAGCCGCAAGCUGAAGCUUCGCCUGUCCAUGCUGUCCGAUCACGAGAGGGACACUCGCAAGAAGACUGCAGACAAAGCCAGCCAACCUAGUACACCAAGCCAUGACAAUCUCAGCCAGCAGCAAUCUGUCGGCACACAGUCCACGUCGCUCCCGUCGGCGUCUCCCCUCGAUGCGUCACAACUGUUCAACAAGCAGGAGAACAAGGAGAAUCUCUUCAACCGCGUCAGGGAUCGUGGGGAUGUUCCCACUCACAGGCACAGCUUCAAUGUGAAUCACCAGUGCUGGAGGAAGGAGGAGAAGAGGUCGCGGAGGUCAAAGCAUCGGUCACACUCAAUGGCACCUACAGAUGUGACCGCGCCCCUGUAUGUUGAUCAGCAGGCCAGCCCAGAGAGACAUCAUCGGAAAGCAAGAAAAUCAAGUGCUGGUGUGGAGAAUGGUGCCAACAAGAUGGCCACUGCGGUAUCUAAGCAAACAAACAAUGCGGGUACAAACUGUGUUCCGGUGGAACGCCCUCAGGAGAAUGCAGAGAGACGUAGUUACUACCAGGAACUUGCGGGUAUCGAUCACCAGUGUACGAAUCAUGAGCAAGAUGCGGGAGCGCAGCAGCACAAUGAUCCAGAGACUGAACUACCACUAGGUGCCUCAGCUAGCAGUCCAAACCAAGUGAGUCAUAGACACUUGAAAUCAAGCCCCCAUCAUCGACGGGCAAAGACUUGCGAUCCUCAAGUGCACGGGUUCAAGAAGCAAACCCUGCAGAUGAAUCAGGAAUUGUUCGCAAAGUACGAGUAUGCUCAAAGGCACCACAAAGACUAUCAUAUGCAGCUGCUGGAGGCGUCCAGGACGCGACUGGAAGGGAUGCAGCCGGCUGGACCGAUGCAAGCUGUUGCUGCCGGUGCUGAGGCAACAUUCUGUCACCACAGCCCCAAACAGCACAGCUUUCCGGCGGAACCGGUGCAGGUCGUCACCACACAGGUGGUUGCGCCGGCGACGCAGGCACCACCGGUGAGCAGGGGUAAGCACCGGAGGAGAUCGCGGCGACACCACACCUUGCAGCCUUUGACGGUGAUGAAGCACGAGGUCAUGGAGAAGACAGAGGGGGUGGGGUGUUCCCCUGUCACUCAAAAGCACCAACACCAUCAUCAUCAUGAACAUCAUCAUCAUCACCACUACCAUCACUACCAUGAUAUCGACUAAUUUAUUUAUGGACUUGAUAAUAACUUGAAAUGUUUCAAUAUUUUAAUUGGAACAGAGUUAUGACAAUGUUUAGAUCCCUGCACAAGAAUGUAGGCAAUUUAAAAAGCAGUCAAUGAAUUUUAAUUUAAGUACAUUUAUAGAUGAAUGAUUGAAUAAGUAUUGUUGCCUUGGAUUGAUCAUGUAUUAUUGCAACAAAGAAAGUUAAAAUGACGUGUAUAGUGUAAGGAUUUUUCCUUUGGAUUGAUGUGUUAUUGCAACAGAGAGUAAAGAUUACAUUGUGUCAAUGUACAGGUAUUACAACUAUAAGCGAUAGAUUUUCCCUACUACAUAAUUACAAGUAAAUGUACAUUGUUUUGCAGGGGAGUACAUAUCUUAACUAAGCAGAUACCCCUUAUAGAUGUAUUUAUGGGUCUAUUCAUUUUAAUUGAAUGUAAUAAAUGCGUUGAUACUUGUUUGCCAAGGUGCAUUUAACCAGAAUUCCUCUUGUAAAUUAUUUGUUUGGCAGUUAUUUUUCAAAGAUAGAUACAGUAUUAUGUUAUUAAAGGAGAUUUCUAUUUCUCACUAAAGCCUUGAUGUUUCGUUAACUCUUGUUUUACAGAAAAUAUUAUGGAUAAAUUAUACACCCAGUCAUGCAACUUAGGCCAACCAUUUCAGCCUGUCAAUAUUAUGCAUUCACCAACAGAAAACAUUCAAUUAUUCUUGCAUACUACAUGUAAAUGUUGAUCAAGGUAAAGGUUUAGGUUAAUUAUUCCUGAUAUUGUAGAUUAAAUGCAAAUUAAUCAUUGCAUGGUAAUCAAUCAAAAAAGGUAUAAAAAUUGUACUUAGGCUCAUCACGCUGGUCUAAACAUUGUAAUUUUACUCCCAUCACAAUUUUAUGAUGGAAUUUGACUAGUACUAUGUCAAAAUGGUUUAACAGUUUUAAGACCAAAAAAAUUAAGAGAAUUACAAACUACAGUGUGUUUUUUGUUAAUGUUGAUGUGUUUCACUUGUAUUGGGACUGACUUAAAUUGCUUGUAUUUGAAGAGUCUGAUUCUCAGAAGUACAUGUACAUGAGCAGCAUUA
Molecule: messenger RNA, 2982 nt
Organism: Strongylocentrotus purpuratus (purple sea urchin)
Lineage: Eukaryota; Metazoa; Echinodermata; Echinoidea; Camarodonta; Strongylocentrotidae
Product: protein naked cuticle homolog 2
Exons: 8
Coding region: 181-1920 (579 amino acids)
Biological process (GO): negative regulation of Wnt signaling pathway
Cellular component (GO): cytoplasm
Molecular function (GO): calcium ion binding
Source: RefSeq, a predicted model, not a curated record